AAGACAAAGUAUUCGGCAACACGCCGGCUGCUCCUAAAGACCAAACUGCUGAAAAAGGCAGGGAUAAUGCUGGUGGCUGAGUUUGCGGAUAAGAAACGUGAAAGAGAGAGUGCUCUGAAUGAGAGAGCCCCACCCCUCAAACUGUCUGGCCUGUCUGUGCAGGAGCUACAGGACCUUUGUAAAGACCUACACAAAAAGAUUGAUAUCGUAGAUGAGGCACGAUAUGACAUGGAAAUCAAAGUGGGGAAAAAUGAUUUAGAGAUUAAGUCGCUGACCCAGAAGGUCGAUGAGAUUAAGGGGUCGAAGAAGCCUACUCUGAAGAGGGUGAAAAAGUCUGCCGCCGACGCCUUGUCGGGAGCCGUGGCCGACACUGGCAAAAUGAAGGCUGACUUCACAUCCGGCCUCAAGAAAGUCAAGAAGGAAGAGGAGAAGAAAGAAGAGGUGACUGACUGGCGUAAGAAUGUGGAUGCCAUGUCUGGCAUGGAGGGCAGAAAGAAGCUGUUUGAUGCUGGAAAAUAAGCAGGGUUGUACCACCAUUAAGAGAGAAGUAUGCCAAGACUGUAAGAACCCACAAAGAAGAGAGAGAGGAGGUCAGGUCUAGAUGAGAUGUGAAUUUCAUGUUGUGAUAUGAAAUGAAUUUUAUAAAGAAUCAUGUCAACCAUGUCAAUUUUACGUGUGUGUCCCCUGUUUAAUGUGAUAUGAGAGUUUGCUAGUUCACAGGGAAUAUUGUUGAUAUUAUAUAUUGUAGAUAUGUUAUAGAUAGUUGUGUUAUAAAUUGUGUUGAUAGAAUCAGUUAUUUAUGAUGUAUUGGUAGUAUCCCUUAUGUAAAAACCACAUGAUUUCAAGUGGAAAAUCACAUGAUUUCACAUGUGAAAUUUCCACGUUUUGCAGAUGUAAAAGUGGUAUAAACUAUGUGGUUUUCGAACACUUCACAUAUGAGGAUAUUUCACAUUACAUUUCACAUGGAUUUUCACGUGAUCACAUUGUCUUUCACAUGUGAACCAAUGUGGUUUUGGAACACAUGAAGUUUCACAUGUGGAUUCAAAUGUUCACGUGUGUAUAUUUUUCACGUGAGAUUUCACAGGUGAUGAUGCCCUGCAUACAAUAAUUUGUCACAAAAUAGUUGCAGUGUUUUCAACUUACAUAUUUGACACACAUGAUUAUAUUGUGCAUGUUUAUUUCAGUGGAGGGGAGGACAGCUCAUAAUAAUGGCUAGAACCAUGGAAACCAUGUGUUUGAUGUUGAUACCUUUCCACCUAUUCUGCUCCAGCCAUUAACACGUGCCCAUCCUCCCCAAGUAUGGUGCCACCCCAACCUCCUGUAUGUUUAUUUAUACAGUCAUUAUUAUUCAACAUGUCCUCACCUUCCUGCCAUGCCACCAUGUCUGUGUCAAUGACUGAUUUCACCUGUAUUCCUACACGUUGGACUUUAAGUUCAUCUUAGCUUUGUAUAAUACACUCAAGAAAAUCUAUUAUAUUUAUCAUAGUGAUUCACCAACAUCAGACAACUAUACAGAAAACCCUCAAGUUGCUGAAAUAAGUCAACUAAAUCAAUGAGAGAAUGGUCAGAUUAAAUGAUAACUAAAAUCUUCGUUAUGCAGAGAUGCAUUACAGGUAAUGAAUUGUGUAGGGGGUUUCUGAGAAUGGUACAAACUUUGUGGUGCAGCAGAAAAAUCAGCGUAGCCCAAUUCCCAGUUGGGGUCAUAUUGAAAAGUCUACUAAGUGAUCAUGUAAAAUGUCAUUAUUUUUCUAUUGAUGAAAGAUUUGUGCACUAUUUCAGCUGAGCAGCGUACCAUUUACCUUAACCCCCCCCCCCUAACAUUUCAUUACUUCCCUAACAAACAAAAAUGUGAAAGGUGAAGUUUCACAUGUGAAACCAUGUAUAUUACAUUUAGAGUUCAUAAUUUAACACCAACUUUUCACACGUGAGGAGAAUAACAUUUUGUGAAAUUUGCAGUUCCACAUAUGAAAAACUUUCACAUGUGAAAAUUAAAUUCAGCAUUUUUAACGUGAAAAACUUUCACAUGUGGAAUUGCAUUUUCAAUGUGAAAAUCGAAUUUGUCACGGUCUUCAUCGUAAAUAAAAUAAAAGCGUAUACAGUAUGACAAGAGUCAAAGAACUUCUGGGCCAGUUACCAAAAGGUUGCUAGAUCGAAUCCCCGAGCUGACAAGGUAAAAAUCUGUCGUUCUGCCCCUGAGCAAGGCAGUUAACCCACUGUUCCUAGGCCGUCAUUGUAAAUAAUAAUGUGUUCUUAACUGACUUGCCUAGUUGAAUAAAGAUAAUAUAAAAAAAUCUGAAUUACUUUUUCAAGGUUAGCACCAAUGGGCCUGAGGCCGAUAUCAAUAUGGGGAACUCUCAGAGUAACCAAUGAUGGAAUGUUAGAAACUGACCUACGUAGGCUUUGGUUGCUAUUAUGCAACAGCCCAAGCCCUCUGCGUGAUUUGAAAACCGAAGCAGUAUUCAGGGUGCAGGGUGGGAGGUAGCAGAUAGUUAAUUCCUGCCUCAUGUCCCCCUCAUCAUAUAGCUUAGUUGAUUGGAGUUCUCAUGAGACAAAAAGGCACACACACGGCAGUCUGCUCUUAUAUCUUAGAGGCAAGCUGCAUUGCAUUAAACCUCUAUCUUACUUUACAUGAGUCUUUCCCAUCCCUGGUCCUCCAGUACCCCCAACAGUACACAUGUUUAUUGGGACCCUGGACAAGCACCGCUGAUUCAACUGAUCCUCAAUGAGUUCAAUGAGUGCUUGUCCAGGGUCACAACAACAAUGUGUUCUGUUGGGGGUACUGAUGGACCUGCAUAUGUGGAAUUGCAAGUUCACAUGUAAGACACAUUCACAUGUGAAAAUUGAAUUUGCAGUUUUACAUGUGAAAAACAUUCAAAUGUUAUCACAGGUGUAGUGUCAUGGCAUCACAUGUUGAAAUUUGCAUCCUCAUGUUGUCACAUUUAUUUCACUUGAGAUCAUGUUUUCACAUGUCAAAUUCAUGUGUUUUUCCGUAAGGGAUUGUAGUUCUGUAGGUGGAUGGAUAACUGUCAAUAUCAUCUGAAUAGAUAUGUCAGGUCAGAGCCAGGAAUGUGAUGAUAUUAACUGUACAGUAUCUAAAAAGUUGUAUAUUUUCAGUUAAUUUAGCACAAUAAAAAAAUAUGAUCGCUAUUGAGAGAGUGAAGCCAGGUUAUUUUGAUGUACAGACUUGCUGUAGCCUACACAAAUUUGACUGAAUGUGCAGAAUUGGUUAUACACACUGCUACAUUUGACUGAAUGUACAGAAUUGGUUAUACACACUGCUACAUUUGACUGAAUGUACAGAAUUGGUUAUACACACUGCUACAUUUGACUGAAUGUACAGAAUUGGUGUACACACUGCUACAUUUGACUGAAUGUACAGAAUUGGUUAUACACACUGCUACAUUUGACUGAAUGUACAGAAUUGGUUAUACACACAUGCUACAUUUGAUUGAAUGGUGUAGAAGUGAUUUAUUUAUUUGAUAUGAAUGUAAAUGCCACUCCACUAUUUAAUAAAUAGAGCUUGAUAGUU
This is a messenger RNA of Oncorhynchus keta (chum salmon), 3529 nucleotides long. Its product is annotated as troponin I, cardiac muscle-like. Lineage: Eukaryota; Metazoa; Chordata; Actinopteri; Salmoniformes; Salmonidae. Gene Ontology annotation, biological process: muscle contraction. Gene Ontology annotation, cellular component: troponin complex. Bases 67 to 519 code for a protein of 150 amino acids. The transcript has 6 exons. The record is from RefSeq and is a predicted model, not a curated record.